This is a messenger RNA of Thermothelomyces thermophilus ATCC 42464, 1957 nucleotides long. RefSeq lists its product as uncharacterized. The record is from RefSeq and is a predicted model, not a curated record. The transcript has 2 exons. Gene Ontology annotation, molecular function: nicotinamide riboside transmembrane transporter activity; nucleobase transmembrane transporter activity. Gene Ontology annotation, cellular component: plasma membrane; fungal-type vacuole membrane. Gene Ontology annotation, biological process: nucleoside transmembrane transport. Lineage: Eukaryota; Fungi; Ascomycota; Sordariomycetes; Sordariales; Chaetomiaceae. The coding region runs from base 351 to 1835 and encodes 494 amino acids.
GCGCUCUCUUUCCCACAUGACGACUCGCCCAGCGAUGUGAACUUAGGCAGGCAGUCGAGUUAAACAGCCGAUUAUUUUAUCUUUCUUCCCCCCGGGCCACAUACCUUAGGCGCGCUAGCGCUGGUUCGCUUCCCCCCCACUCGCGGGUGAUCGACUCGCGGGUGAUCGAUCCAACGCGCAGCAAACCUUCAACGUCGGGCCAUUCUGGAGGGGGGGAUUUCCAUCGGUUGUGCUACAUACCAUACAGGGCUCACAGGGCUGGGGAUAUUGAGACCUCCUGGCUGGCGCUUUCCUCUGUGUGCCGUUCCGCAACCGAGCCGACGACGCUGCUCAACCGGACCGAGUACAUCAUGAACCGAAUCAGGGCCUUUUUUGCGCCGCCAAAGGCCAGCGCCAGCGAGUAUGAGCCGCUGGCCGACGACGAGUCGGGAACGCUCCGGGGGUCGACGGGCGAAGAGGCCGCGCCGUUCUCGUGGGUGGAAUACUGCAUCUUUGCUUUGAUCGGGGUCGCCAUGCUCUGGGCGUGGAACAUGUUCCUCGCGGCUGCUCCUUACUUCCAGACGCGCUUCCAGUCCGACCCCUGGAUCUACGCCAACUCGCAGUCGGCCAUCCUCACAACCUCGACCGUCGUCAACCUGGGUGCCAUGCUCGUCCUCACGAGUAUGCAGUCCUCGGCGAACUACCCUUUCCGGAUCAACACGGCCCUGGUCAUGAACGCGGCCGUCUUCGCCAUGCUGACCAUCUCCACCUUCUCCUUCCUCGACGUCGCGCCAACACUCUACCUCGCCUUCCUCCUACUGAUGGUCGCCCUCGCGGCAGUGGCAGCCGGGCUGAUGCAGAACGGCGCCUUCUCCUUCGCCGCAAGCUUCGGCCGCCCCGAGUACACACAAGCCAUCAUGGCCGGCCAGGGCGUCGCCGGCAUCCUCCCGCCCUUGACCCAGAUGCUCUCCUUUCUCGCCUUCUCCGAUUCCCCGUCCGUCGACGGUCCCGGGCCCGGCAAGCCGAGAAGCGGCCACGACUCGACCCGGGACGAGGGCGGUACAGCCGCCUUUAUCUAUUUCCUCACUGCCGUCCUGAUGUCGGUCCUCACCCUGGCGGCCUUCGUUCCGCUCGUGCGCCGCCACAGCCGCCUCCUCGAGGACCGCGCCGUCCUCUCCUCCACCGCCGUCCUCGGCGAGGAUGCGUCCGCCGGCCGCCGCCUGCACCAAAUCACGAACAACAAUGUCCGUGGCGACAACGGCAAUCCACCCCACCGCUACGUCCCCCUCACGACCCUCAUUUGCAAGCUUGGCUGGCUUGCCGGCGCCGUCGCCAUGUGCUUCAUCGUGACCAUGUUCUUCCCCGUCUUCACGGCCAAGAUCCUCUCGGUGCACGACGGCAACAGGGGCGGCGGCGACGACGACGACGACGACGGAACCCCGACCGCCCCGCUCUUCCGCCCGGGCGCCUUCAUCCCCCUCGCCUUCUUCUUCUGGAACCUGGGCGACCUGGCCGGGCGGGUGUCGACCAUGGCGCCGGCGCUCUCCUUCGGCCUGCGCCGCCGCCCCGCCGUCCUCUUCGCCCUCAGCCUGGCCCGCUGGGGGUUCCUGCCGCUCUACCUGCUGUGCAACCUGCACGGCGACGGCGCCGCCGUGCCCAGCGACCUCUUCUACCUCGUCAUCGUCCAGUUCUCCUUCGGCAUCACUAACGGCUGGCUGGGCUCCACCGCCAUGAUGGCGGCCGCCGAGUGGGUCGCCGAGGACGAGCGCGCCGCCGCCGGCGGCUUCAUGAGCAUGUGCCUCGUCGGCGGCCUGGCCGUCGGCAGCGUGCUGAGCUUCACCGCGGCCGGCGUGUGAUUUUUGAAAAUUGUUUUGGGAGGGGAAUGAGAAUCUAGCGGGAUAGAUGGCGUUUCCGGGACGGAUAUGGGAGGGAGGGUUUGUUUUUGAUUUUUUUUUUUUUUUUUUUUUGGUUGAUCUCU